Messenger RNA from Plectropomus leopardus (leopard coralgrouper), 1430 nucleotides. It is a transcript of the gene gja13.1, whose product is annotated as gap junction protein alpha 13.1. Gene Ontology annotation, molecular function: gap junction channel activity. Lineage: Eukaryota; Metazoa; Chordata; Actinopteri; Perciformes; Serranidae. Gene Ontology annotation, biological process: cell-cell signaling. Gene Ontology annotation, cellular component: connexin complex. The record is from RefSeq and is a predicted model, not a curated record.
GUUGUCCUCACCCAGUACACUCCAAGGUCCAACUUAAAGUUAGCAAUCUGUCCAUCUGUCAGACAGUCCUUCCUGACCAGGUCAGCAGAUUAGCAACUGAACAUCAGCGACAAAGAUGGGAGACUGGGGAUUUCUGUCAAAAUUGCUGGACAAGGUCCAGUCCCACUCCACGGUCAUUGGGAAGAUCUGGAUGAGCGUCCUCUUCCUGUUCAGGAUCAUGGUUCUGGGUGCAGGUGCAGAGAGCGUCUGGGGCGACGAGCAGUCGGAUUUCAUCUGCAACACUCAACAACCUGGUUGUGAGAAUGUCUGCUAUGACUGGACCUUCCCCAUCUCGCACAUUCGCUUCUGGGUCCUCCAGAUCAUCUUUGUCUCCACACCAACGCUGGUCUACCUGGGCCACGCUGUGCAUGUCAUCCACAAGGAGAACAAGAUAAGGGAGAAGCUGACGAGCCCCGGUGGGACGCGGCUACUCAAACUGCCCAAAUACACAGAUGAAAGGGGGAAGGUGACGAUCAAGGGGAACCUGCUGGGAAGCUACCUGACCCAACUUGUGUUCAAGAUCAUCAUUGAAGCCGCCUUUAUUGUGGGGCAGUACUACUUGUAUGGGUUCGUCAUGGUCCCCAUGUUUCCCUGCUCCAAGAGCCCCUGUCCCUUCACCGUGGAGUGCUACAUGUCCAGACCCACAGAGAAGACCAUCUUCAUCAUCUUCAUGCUGGUGGUGGCCUGCGUCUCCCUGUUUCUCAACAUCAUUGAAGUCUUCUACCUGAUUUGUACCAGGGUCAGAUGUGGGUCCAGGCCUCGCUCCCAUAAAGUCACCUCGGCUGAGAACCCAGCCAGCCUGUCGGGUACCAGGUGGCCGACUUCAGAAGACACACUCAAGCAGAACAAAAUGAACAUGGAGCUAGAGGGGAGCCAGAGCAUCGGUGGAAGCCUGGAUGGCGCUAAAGAGGAGAAACGACUUCUGAGCAGUCAUUAAAAACCACUUCUACAUUUUUUUUUGUUGUUUUUCCUCCACAGUUCCUUGUUCACAAACAUCUCAGAGACUGAAGUGAAGAGUUCUUACGAUGUGGUGUAUAAAUCAUCAAAGAAAAGCUGUAUCAUUGUUAAGGAAAGUCAUACAUUGGCAUAUUUUUAGGGACAUGUUGGAAUUUUACUUUUUUUUGUAUUUUCUAAUAAUGGAAAGCGUGCAAUAUUGAUAAUGUAUUUAUGUUCUUCCAUACUUGUUAAUCUAUUAGUAAGCAGAGUUUUGUCUAUGCCCAGUUAUUGAAUGUGUCCUGUCAGUUGUUGCCACGUUCAUUAUCCAGGACUUUGCUCAUUGACUGGUGAACGUGGUGGAGGUGAUGAUUGUGGGGAAGAGUUUGUUUCUACUGCAUAUGGUUGAGACAUUUUUGUGAACUGUAUUGUUUUUAAUAAAUGAUUAAAGUAAAUAA